AUGAGGACUCCCCCGAUUUCUGGACCGCUCCGCAGGUUGGUUGAAGAGUGCGUCAUUUUGUUCUAUGGGCCCUCCUUCGUGCAAGGUGCCCCUGUGGAGCGCCUUGAUGCCGCCCUGCCACCUCAGCCUAAAAAGGUGGAACUAGGUACACCUUCCAAGCCCGUGUCCAGGGUGUUUUCGGCACAGGCCCGCCUGGAGCGGCUCAGUGCUUCCCUGUCUUCUCGGCCUGAGAAGGCAGAGGAAGGCUCGCCUGCCUCCGUGAAGCCGGACUCGCGCCCCCCUGCCUUGGAGCACUUGGACCUUGUUCCGCCCCUGGAAGUGGAGCCCGCGUCCGUGUCGCCUCCAGAGGGCAAUGCCGGCAAGACCGCCACGUCAGUUGCGGCGACUGCAGGGAGUCUCCCCUCCGCCUGGAACGGAGCGCCGAGUCCGCCCAAGAGCAGCCUGCGCCCCACCGCGCCCGCGUGGGUCCCGCCGUCGAUGCGCCCUUCCGGCCAGGCACGGGGUUUGAUGCCCCCCAGACCGAGGUCACCGUCGGCGAGCAUGCGACCCGUGGCACUGCCUACUCCACCGCAGUCUCCCCCCUCGAAGAGCGCGUGGAGUGAUUUUCUGGUGGGCCAGAGCUACAUCCAGCCCCCAAUGCAGUACAAGUGCCCGGCACAGGGGCGAUUUGAUCGUUUAAAAAUGCCCAAGCUGAACGAGGUGAAAGCAGAGGUUCAAGUCAAACCAGGUGAUGCUGCUCCUAAUUGUGAUGAUUUUCACUGGGAGGGAAAACUGUUUGAUGCGCUGUGCACAGGCAAUCCCGUUCCAGUUUCUAAUGGUAAUCAUGUGCCAGUUAAACUUGAGGUCCCAAGCAGUGAUCGUGAUCAAAAAGUAUCUGAUUUAGACGGUUUUACUACUCCGCCAUACAUGGAAGGAUCCUACGAUGCAAGAAAGAAUAUUCUGCCUAGUGUUAAGGAAGAAUGUCAUUCUGAUACGGAGAGGAAAGGAGUGAGUGCGAGACUGAAGUUAAGUAAUAAAUUUGCCGAGGAGAACAGCGAUCAGAACAAAGCUGCUCCUAUUGGUGCACCUGUCUCUCGGCCUGUGGUCCUCAUCUGUGACGACAAGUCUAUGUCCACGAUUCCUAAUGACUUGUUCACCUGUCAGUCUAAUCGCUCAGACUCUCAAGUUUCGGGACCAGUCAACUCCCUUGGACAAUCUGCCAAUGCAGUAACAGGACAUUCUCGCCAGGAGCCUGCUGGCAAGUCUCGUGGGCAGUCUCAAGUUAACCACACAACCUACACUAACUGCGGGUGGAGCAACCAGCAGAAGCCUAGUGCACAAUCUGCAGCUGAGUUGGCUGCAUCGCACAGUUUUGUGGUCGCAUCUCCGUGCGUCGUGGUGACACCGCUGCAGUCCGGCGUCGGGCUUACGCCUCUGAGGAGCUUCGCCGCACCUACGUCUGGCCUCGCGCCGCUGUCGGUGCUCGGGCCCGCGCCGCCCGCGCCCCCGUGUUCCAGCUACGGGAUGCCGUCCCCGGCACCCAACUUCGCGCCCUACUUCUCGGCGCCUCGUCCGGCUUCGAACUUCGCGCCGCACUUCUCGGCGCCUCGUCCGCCUUCGAACUUCGCGCCGCACUUCUCGGCGCCUCGUCCGGCUUCGAACUUCGCGCCGCACUUCUCGGCGCCUCGUCCGGCUUCGAACUUCGCGCCGCACUUCUCGGCGCCUCGUCCGGCUUCAAACUUCGCGCCCGACUUUAGCGCGGCGCCUCGUCCGGCUCCGAACUUCGGGGCGCUACCUUCAGGUCCUAACUUUGCGGCGCCACCUUCAGCUCCAAACUUUGCGGUGCCACAACCUCCUGCCAGCAAAGCGGUGUCUCAACCUCCAGCUGCCAGCAAAGCAGUGCCUCAACCUCCAGCUGCCAGCAAAGCAGUGCCUCAACCUGCACCUGCCAGCAAAGCAGUGCCUCAGCCUCCUGCUGCCAGCAAGGCGGCGCCACCACCAGCGACUGACGCGGAGGCUUCCCGGCCGUCCGUGUGCGCCGACGCCCUGGCCGAAGUCCGCGGCCUGAUCGAGGAGGCGGACGCUUGCCCGCGCCCGCAGUCCCCCGCCUGGGAGACGGUCAGGGCCCGGAGGCCCCACCUCAGCCGCGCGGCCAGCCCCUCCGGCCCCGCCAGGAGCAGGACCUCCAGCCCGGCCGGCCGCUUCAGCGUUCUGAGCACCGAGAGUCCGACCAGUUCCGGCUGCAGCUCCAGGGCCACCAGCCCCGCCCGGACCGACCGCAAGACCGACGUGCCGCUGUGGCGCCGAGGGGGCGGGGACGCCGACGCCAGCAUCAAGACUUCGGGGGAGUGGGUGCACUGGAAGACGGCCACCACCACCACGGCAAACCCUUCGACGCCGUCCUGCCCGUCGACUGAGUCUGUCCCGCCGGCGCAGGCGCAGCGCGAUGCCCCGGUCUCUCUCAGACCCGAGGCCGCGUCUGCGAAGCCAGCCGCACCGCCCUUGCCGGUGUGCAAUUGUGUAUGUUCAUCUGAUUGCAUCAUUGCCACGUACAAGUAUUACAGAGAUCUCAGGCCUGGUCCGCAUGUGGAGAGGAGAUGCCUCAAGAAGGGGCUCCUGAAUGGGGCUCCCAGGCCUCGCCUCAGCAGCCGGCUGGUGAUUAAUUAGAUUAAUUAGAUUAAUUAGCUAGUCAGGUCAUGUUGUGUAAUUAGACAUUGUAAUUUUGUAAUUAUAUGUUUAAGACUAAUCUGAAAAUGGCUCAGUGUGUUCAGGGAAAAUUUGGAAAUGGUUCAUCACUAUGGUUCACUGAUGUGUAGUUUAGGUUUCGUGGCAGUGCAUGUGCCAGCUCUUCAAGUCUGUAGACUUAUUUGACAAGCUUGUGGUGCAAGUGACGAGUAUGAACACAAAGUGUUAAUGUUAAUGUGAAAAGGAGAUGCCUUAAGAAGGGGCUCCUGAAUGGGGCACCUCGUCUGAGUAGCCGGCUGGCUAUUAAUUAGAUAAGCUAGUCAGGCCCACAAUAAUUUUCUCCAAUCUAAUUGGCAUUAUAUUAAAAAAUGAUCUAAUUUUUAAUACGUAACUUCAAUAAUUGGUUUGCUUUUGCUACACAGCAAAAAUUAAUGUAAAUAUUAUUCUAAUGACUUCGCUUUGUGAUCAAUAAUGAUGUAUGUUUAUACUUUCUUUAAUAAAUUUGUUACGUCAAAUUUU
Thrips palmi is the source of this 3183-nucleotide messenger RNA. RefSeq names its product nascent polypeptide-associated complex subunit alpha, muscle-specific form-like. The transcript is spliced from 10 exons. Lineage: Eukaryota; Metazoa; Arthropoda; Insecta; Thysanoptera; Thripidae. The coding region runs from base 1 to 2646 and encodes 881 amino acids. The record is from RefSeq and is a predicted model, not a curated record.